UCUGCCGCGGACUGUCCACGAAACUUUUCAUACUUUCGUGGACAAGCCCUACUUUCAUGGACACCACAUCAAAGUUUUGCUUCUCCUGUGGACUCCGUCAAUACUUUCGUGGACUCCCGGCUUACUUCCAUGGACACACCCAUAUUCGCAGUUAAAAAGGAGUACUCAGCAAUGUACAAGUGAUUACGGGCACAAAAAUCGAGAUACUCCAGAAUAUCUGUCCGUCGCAAGUAAUCGCGAGCUACACGGAGGAACAAAGCUCUUCUCCCAUCCUCCUCUCCGCCCUUUCUCUCCCCUCCCUAGUUCCUGGUUCCUCUACUCUAGACACCCACACCGCCCGACAUGGCGAUUGACUUGAAGGCCGGAGGGCGGAACAAGAAGACCCACCGCACGGCCCCCAAGAGCCGGAAUCCCUACCUGCUGCUCCUCGUCAAGAUCUACCGCUUCCUGGCGCGGCGCACGGGCAGCCCGUUCAACAAGGUGGUGCUGCGCCGCCUCUUCAUGAGCCGCACCAACCGCCCGCCCGUCGCGCUCUCGCGCGUCCUCGAAUACGGCGAGAACAAGGGCGCGGAGGCGGUGGUGACGGUGGUGGGCAAGGUGACGGACGACAAGCGCCUGUACAGCGUGCGCGAGGGCGUCAAGGUGUGCGCGCUCGCCUUCUCCGCCACUGCGCGCGCGCGCAUUGAGAAGGCGGGCGGCGAGUGCCUCUCGUUCGACCAGCUCGCGCUGCAGCGACCCACCGGCAACAACUGCCUGCUGCUCCGCGGCAAGGUCACCAGCCGCGAGGCGUUCAAGCACUUCGGCCCCGCGCCCGGUGUGCCCCACAGCAACACCAGGCCAUAUGUGCGCAGCCAGGGCCGCAAGCGGGAAAUGGCUCGUGGUCGCAGGAACAGCCGCGGCUUCAAGGUGUAAGCAAGGCCUCGAUACAGUGGAGUUGGUUACAGUUGCUCUUAUUGCGCUUGUUGUGGUGGCAAGGACAGAUGGGGCACAGGCGCAGAGGGGGUGUGGCUGCAUGGCUGGGUGUAGGACACAGGCGGGAGCAGGCAGGGAGGCAGUCUGGGCGGGCCUGGAGCGCCAUGUGUUACUGCUGUAGGUAUCUUUUUAAUUCUUGUUUAGCUUGUGAUUGUACUUCUGCUGUAAAGCUGUGCUUCAGCUGUGUCAUGUGCCAAGAAUUCAUGUAACGCAAGAAUAACCAUCCCCCAACUCGGAUACUGUGAGUGAUGCAUGAUAUGAUAGUCAAUG
This is a messenger RNA of Closterium sp. NIES-67, 1242 nucleotides long. The record is from the annotation of a GenBank genome assembly. Lineage: Eukaryota; Viridiplantae; Streptophyta; Zygnematophyceae; Desmidiales; Closteriaceae.